Messenger RNA from Morone saxatilis (striped sea-bass), 1961 nucleotides. Its product is annotated as zinc transporter ZIP9. Gene Ontology annotation, biological process: transmembrane transport; zinc ion transport. The transcript is spliced from 7 exons. NCBI's taxonomy places the organism in Eukaryota, Metazoa, Chordata, Actinopteri, Moronidae. The record is from RefSeq and is a predicted model, not a curated record. Gene Ontology annotation, molecular function: metal ion transmembrane transporter activity. Gene Ontology annotation, cellular component: membrane. Bases 208 to 1164 code for a protein of 318 amino acids.
UGCUGCUCUGGAGGGAAGUGCAGCUGUGCAGAGCAGACAGACCGAGGCGCGACGUGGAAAGCCAGAAUGUCAACUUAUCUCCUUCAAUGCAACGAAUUCUCUCCAGCGACAGCAUGAGAACCGGAUCUGAGAGCAGGAUCUAACGCUAACAUGUAACAUGUCUGCAAACUGAGUCUCCACCUGAGUGAGGAACUACCUAUAGUCGCCAUGGACGGCGGGUUGACUAUCACUUUGAUAUCAGUUGCGAUGUUUGUAGGUUGUUUUUUACUUGGAUUCAUCCCACUGUUGUUCAGACUCUCUGAGAAAAGCCUCCAGUUUGUCUCCAUCCUGGGGGCAGGACUCCUGUGUGGGACAGCACUGGCUAUAGUCAUCCCAGAGGGAGUGGGCUUACUGGAAGAGUCAUGGAGAGCCUCCUCCUCCUCCUCUGAUGUACCAUCCGGCCUGAAUGCCAGUGAUACGAAUGCAACUUCCACAGAAAGGGGCCCGCCGCCUCGGUUAUUCAUCGGGGUGGCUUUAACGUUCGGGUUCACCCUCAUGUUUGUGGUGGAUCAGAUUGGAAGUUACCUUUCCAUGCGUGGCAAGUUUGCAGAGCUCUCACACCAGUUUCAUUUUUGUCUCAUUUCAGGCCAAACGAACCGUGUUGGCAUCACGGCCACUUUGGGGCUGGUGAUUCACGCUGCAGCUGAUGGAUUUGCUCUGGGUGCUGCUGUGGCCACGGGGCAGGUGACAGUGCAAGUGAUAGUGUUUUUUGCUGUCAUUCUACACAAGGCUCCUGCAGCUUUUGGUUUGGUCUCCUUUCUGAUGCACGCAGGCCUUGAAAAGAAGUACAUUCAGGGACAUUUGUUGGCUUUUUCUGCUGCUGCACCUAUAGUUGCCAUCCCCACGUACUUCAUACUACACGCAUCUGCCAGUUCAUAUCAGAGCCAGCUCAGUGCGACCGGCGUGGGAAUGCUCUUCUCCGCCGGGACUUUCCUCUACGUGGCCACAGUGCAUGUUCUCCCUGAGAUCAGCAGCAGCAGGACAGGCCAGCCCGCCUCCGACCUCCAGCAGCCCCCCGGAGCCGAGGCCCACCAGCAUUUACACCUGGGGCUCCUGGAGAGCCUCACUCUCAUCCUUGGGAUCGGGCUCCCGAUGGUGCUCGCUCUUGGGCUGCAUGACGACUGAAAAAGAAAUGCCAGGGCAGUUAAGUGUGGCGCUAAGGGCCGCUGUGCCUGAGGGGAAAACUGAGCUUCUGUCUAAUAUACUGUACAGUGUAAACUACUGGGAUAGAACAAUGAUGGAGCGGACAACAUGUGCCUUGAAGGAGAGCUUACCUUGGUCCAGCUAUUGUUUGUGUAUCAAAGAGCUUUCCAGUAUGUGCAACGAAUUUGAUAGCUAAUAUAUUGUCCUCAGUGGACUGAUUUUCCAUUCCAAGGUAUAAUUUGUUGCCAAGUUUGAAUUCAGUAAGCCCUCUUGGGGCUCUUUUAUUAUGUCUGACAAAGAUACCGAGGACAUGGCUUUUUUGAAGGUGGAAAUCCCAGUAACUUGAUAGAAUUACAGGAACAAUCAAAUAAUCUGUUACCCAAACAAUAGGAGAUCUAGGUUGUACAUUUUAAAAUAAUGUCUUCCUUGUUUGUACAGUCUGGAGCUUGAAACCAGCUCCAGACUUUUAGUCCAUGAAUGUGCAAUAGUGCAGAUAAUCAAGACAAAGGAUGUGAUAUCCUUGUGAUUUUGUGCAGUGGUGUAAUUUGUUUCAUAGUACAGCGGAUGUGAGGAGGAACAUCAGCAGCAAUAAGUAGGAAGUCCAGCAGCUCCUGUUAAAUGAUGUGAGUCUAACAGAAACAGGUGACUGACAGCAGAUACAGAACAUAACUGUAUCAUGUUAACUUUAUUUGUUAUCUAUUUGCUAAUGACCCCUGUUGUUUCUCUCUCCUUUUUAGCAUGUGCAAAUUAAAAAAUGUAUUUCAUUUUAUGAUAGCUUA